This is a messenger RNA of Colletotrichum karsti, 1011 nucleotides long. RefSeq lists its product as uncharacterized. Bases 1 to 1011 code for a protein of 336 amino acids. Gene Ontology annotation, biological process: DNA-templated transcription. Lineage: Eukaryota; Fungi; Ascomycota; Sordariomycetes; Glomerellales; Glomerellaceae. The transcript is spliced from 4 exons. The record is from RefSeq and is a predicted model, not a curated record. Gene Ontology annotation, molecular function: zinc ion binding; DNA binding.
AUGCUCAGCGAGUCGGAUUUUUGGGACGGCUACUUUGGCCUCGGCACCGGAGAGGAGAAGAAGAUCAGCCUGCUUCUAUUUCAAGGAAUGCUUCUGGCAUCCUGCAAGUUCGUUGCGCCGGAAACGAUCAGCAUGUUGGGGUAUGAUGGCAUCCAGAACGCCAAAGACUCUUUCUACCGAAAGGCAAAGCUUCUCUACGACCUUGGCGCUGAGACAAGCCCUGUCGCCAAAGCCCAAGCUGCCCUUCUCCUGACCUUCAACACGACGGGCCCCGAGUUCCACGAGAGCACCUGGCUAGCAAAGGCCAUCGACAAUGCCCGAGUAGCUAAGGCAGAUGCUUUAUCGAAAGCAUAUGAGGCGUCUCGUACGACCGUCGACGGCGACGAAUCCUUGAGGCGUUUGUGGUGGUGUUGCUUUAUCCGCGACAGAUUCAUAGCUCUCGCCUCGAAACAGAAACCUUCCAUCGGUCCUGCAGAGUUCAUAGCCCAGCAAUACGUCGAGGCCGGGUCAUCUUUAUUGUGUGCUGAGAUCAAUCGCACGAGAGUGUAUAGUCAUGGAACGAGGGAAAGACUGGUCCGGGUCGUGGACGACACGGUCAGGCUCUGCGUGGCGAUGACGGACACACUCACUCUGGCCUUCACUUCCUUGUCUCCACAAAGCUCGGAAGCUGCAUGUGAAGAGCAGUAUUUGAAAGCCGGACAGGCGCUUUCCAAAUGGUUCGCGGAAUCCAGGUCGACGCUGCCGGCUGUGUCAUCCUCUGGUGCGUUCGCAAAGGAGGAGGACCCCGUCGUUCUGUACACCAACGUCAUGUUGGUGAACUACUUCUGGACGAGGAUCGUUCUUUGCCAGUGCCAGCUCGACUACAUCACUACUUCACAGCAGAAAAACGAAGACAGAAUCCAAAUCGCUUGGAAAAGGGACAUGGAGAAAGAGAUGCGAAGCUCAGCGACCGCCAUAGCUGCUUGCCUUGCCAGGCUGAACCGGCUUGAGUCACCACGGUCACGCCACUAA